Hordeum vulgare subsp. vulgare (domesticated barley) is the source of this 330-nucleotide messenger RNA. RefSeq lists its product as uncharacterized. The transcript has 2 exons. Bases 1 to 330 code for a protein of 109 amino acids. The record is from RefSeq and is a predicted model, not a curated record. Lineage: Eukaryota; Viridiplantae; Streptophyta; Magnoliopsida; Poales; Poaceae.
AUGGAGACGAAGAAGAGGGCGGCCACCAUUGCCGCCCUGUGCUUGCUCCUCGUCAUGUCAGUGCCGUCCCAACAGCGGAUGGCCGCCAAAUCCUUCUGCGAGUGCUUCCAGCCCUGCCACGACGGAUGCAGCCACAACGCCCCUUGGUGGACCUGCAACGUCGACUGCGUCGAGAAAUGCAAGGACGUCGGCUACAGGGAGGAGAGCCUCGCCGCAUGCUACUGGGUCUGCGGCACCGACUCAGCCUGCGGCCCGUCUGCGGCGCCGACCGAUGCAGAAGGCGUUACGGAUUGUAAAGGUGAGUGCUUCAAGAGGUGGGGCAAUGUUUAA